Molecule: messenger RNA, 1421 nt
Organism: Astrephomene gubernaculifera
Lineage: Eukaryota; Viridiplantae; Chlorophyta; Chlorophyceae; Chlamydomonadales; Astrephomenaceae
Source: the annotation of a GenBank genome assembly
AACGCUUUUGAACAAUCGUAUGUAACUUGCGUUUUACUUCAUUGUUGUGAGCCGCGAACAUAACUCUUGUAACACAAGUAGCAACAUACAUUGGAACGUACUCCGAGGAGCUUACUAUUAAGGCAUUAAACCUCCUACUUGACCAUCAUGUCGGAGACAGGUCAAGCUUUAACCACAGAUGGAGUGCCGCACGAUUUGGAGGGCGGCGCUGGGGCCGCCGAUGAAGAGGCCGAGCUUGCAAAGCUGGAGGCGCAGCUUUAUGGCAACGGUGAUUAUGAAGGAGAACAUGGUAGUGAAGAUGCCGGCAAUACAGAGGCCCAGGACGGCGAUGCAGCUGGUGCAGCUCCCCUCUCCAAGAGCCAGAUGAAGAAGCGCGCGCGGCUAGAGAAGCCCCCUCCCAGGAUGAUGGCUCGGCGGCAGGAGUGUCGCGCUCGCGAGAAGGCAGCCCGGGCGGAGCGGCGUGCGGCGGCCAGCGAGCGCAAGGCGGCGGAGCUGGCGGAGCUGAGCGAGGAGCAGCGGGCGGCGCUCAGGGAGGAGAGCAAGGCCAAGCUGCAGGCGCAUCGCGACCAGGAGCGGCAGCUCAAGGAGCGCCUCAAGCAGGCCCUGGACAGCGGCCCCCGCAUCGUGAUCGACCUGGACUGGGAGGCCCGCAUGACCCCCGGCGACAUGCGCCACCUGGCGCAGCAGCUCGCCUUCUCCUACGCGGCCAACAAGGCGGCGGAGCGGCCCGCGCACCUGAUGCUGACCAGCUUCAAGGGGGGCGUGGCGGAGGUGGCCAACAAGAUGAUCUCGGGCAUGGACAAGUGGUUUGUGACCCGCAGCGAGGCGCACUACUCCUCCCUCUUCGCCGACCCCGCCCAGCGCAGCCGCCUGGUGUACCUGACUGCUGACGCGGCGGAGGAGCUGGAGGAGCUGAGCGAGGACAAGGUGUACAUCGUGGGGGGGCUGGUGGACCACAACAGGUACAAGGGGCUGUGUGAGAACGCGGCCAAGGCUGCCGGCAUCGCCACCGCCCGCCUGCCCAUCAACCGCCAUAUCCAGCUGGCCAGCCGUGCCGUACUAACGGUCAACCACGUGGUCCAGAUCCUAGUGGAGUAUUACAACCGGCGGGACUGGGCUGCCGUACUGGACCACGUGCUGCCCAUGCGCAAGCGGGCAGAGUACCAGCAACAGCAGCAACAGCAGGGCAAGCAGAAGGGGGGGCAGCGAGGGAAGGGGCAGCAGCAGGAGGGCGAGGCGAAGGAGGAUACUGCGGCGGCAGAAGAGGCGGGAACGUGGGUGGUGGGCUUCGAGGAGGAGGAGGCCGGCAAGGUUGAGGGCGCUGGAACGACGGGGACGGCCUCGGAAGUUGCGGCAGCAGAUACGGGGGCGGAAGUGGGUUCGUCGGAGGCUGGAGGCGGAGAGGGUGAGGCUGUUACGGG